Messenger RNA from Ooceraea biroi (clonal raider ant), 998 nucleotides. RefSeq lists its product as uncharacterized. The record is from RefSeq and is a predicted model, not a curated record. Lineage: Eukaryota; Metazoa; Arthropoda; Insecta; Hymenoptera; Formicidae.
GAUCUAAUAACCAGUUUGACAAGAAAUUUAUAUACAAACAAUAAUUUAGAUGAAUAUCAUCAUGACGACAAACAUCAUCCCAAUUUUUGAAUUCGUACGAGUACUCGAAAAGAAUGUAAGCAUCCUCAGGAUGGAGAAUCAUAAUUCGGACAUCGACCUCAAGUUCCGUGAUAAACUCGAAUUGUUUGGUAAAUUAUCGUGCAAUCUGACGGGCAAACUCGAAUCAUUGUUAUAUUUAUCGGAGAAUUACACCUCCACGAGCAACGAUUUUAAACAGUUCACGAAUGGGAUUGUCGGUUUAUGGAUUUCCGUGAAUAAGCAGAUCUAUGAUAAAUGCUCCAAGAUUCGAAUGGCUAGUCGCACACAAUCGGGAGUACCGUUAUCGUUGCUCCUUAAAAAGAUAAAGAAAGAGAAAUCUUUAACAAGGGAGUCACUACAUGUUCACGAGGGCGAGUAUAGUCGCGAACAGCUCGUGAAGUGUUACGUUUUGCUCGAUGAAAUUGACGAUCUGAUUAACAGUCUGGAAAGGUGUGACGACAAGUUGCAACAUUAUUUAGCUGUACUGAAGUUGACUCCAUUCCUUGUUAAGCUAGAAUCUGUCGUGGACGCGUAUGUCUCCAGCAUUGAGAUAUCACCGAUCAACAAAUCCGAAUGUUUGAAACUAGAUGCUUUUGCAAUCGUCGCGAAACUUCUCACCGGCGAGUUGUUAGAUAAUGAACCAAUGGAUCCGUAUCAUGUGCUAAUGGAUAACGUGCCUAAGAAACCAGUUUUCAUCAUAAAAACCAAACGCAGACUGGACGUGCCAUCAAUAUCGAUCUCGGAAACGACAUGAAAAUUGCGAAAUGGCAUGUCCUACGCGAGUAGAGUAGCACCGGAAGAGAAUUUUAUUACAAAUAACUAUGAUGUAUUUAGAUAUUUUGUAUUUCAGUAAUAACUUUUGGCAACGUGCGUGUCGCAAACAUCAGCGCGCGUUGAACAAAUAAAAUUUCGAGAAAUGG